This is a messenger RNA of Striga asiatica, 303 nucleotides long. The record is from the annotation of a GenBank genome assembly. NCBI's taxonomy places the organism in Eukaryota, Viridiplantae, Streptophyta, Magnoliopsida, Lamiales, Orobanchaceae.
AUGGCAGGCUUGGAAUUCAGGCCGGACAGGUGGCUGGAUUGGGAGGGGCCGGUGAGCCCCUACGAGCACCCGGUUUUCCAGGUGGGGACCAGGGUGUGCCUCGACAAGGAGAUAGCGUUUGUUCAGAUGAAGUAUGUGGUAGCCUCGAUUCUCGAGCGGUUCAAGUUGGAGCCAUUUUGUACUGAGAAGCCAGUUUUUGUUCUGUUGCUGACGGUAUAUAUGGCAAGUUAUAACGGGACUGUAUCUAUAGUCUCUACCAUAAGACUCCUAUAUGCUAUUAGAUCUGUUCGAAAAAUGCAAUGA